This is a messenger RNA of Colletotrichum scovillei, 2206 nucleotides long. RefSeq lists its product as uncharacterized. NCBI's taxonomy places the organism in Eukaryota, Fungi, Ascomycota, Sordariomycetes, Glomerellales, Glomerellaceae. The transcript is spliced from 2 exons. The record is from RefSeq and is a predicted model, not a curated record. Gene Ontology annotation, molecular function: palmitoyl-(protein) hydrolase activity. Gene Ontology annotation, cellular component: membrane. The coding region runs from base 749 to 1933 and encodes 394 amino acids.
GAGGAAAUGAUGAUGCUCUUGAAGCGAACGGAUAGUGAAGCAGCAGAUAGAGCAGCUUAAUGACUGUCUUACCAGAAAGCCAUUGUUGUAGGCUGUUUGGCUGUCAAGCUGAGAUUUGUCUGGCCUGCCCGUGUCACAGAGCAUCGGCCUUGUCUCAGACCCAGCACAUGUCUCUACCACAUCUUCCAUUUCCAUCUGCACACCAGAUUGUGUCAAUGGCGGAAACCCGCCCAUUGUCCAUUCCUCUUCAAGUGCCCAUGUUACAAUACACUUAGGGACAAGAAUCACCGUUGCAAUUGAUGGACGAAUGCAGACCACGACCAUUGGGCUGGAAUCCUUGGACCCCGUCCUGCAAUCGUGGUGCUUAUUUAACAAGUCCGCCUUCGUUUGCCGCCAACGCCGAAUUCGAACGUUGCCUCCGAAGCUCUCUGGACGGAAUAGGACCGCCUGCAUGCCGGCCAUAUUGAACCCAGUCGCGUUCGAACACGACUACAUGCGCACCUUGUCAUGACCCGUCACUCUAUACAGUAGUCCGCGAUACAUACCUACUACCAACCAAAGUUCUCCAUCUUCGAUUUUUGCGCAAGCAGCAGCAGCAGCCGCCAGGAACCGCCCCUCUUUUUCAGGGUACCUAACGCUUCUGAUUGAGGUAAUCCGCAUCUCAGGGUCUUGUUCCGUAACCUUCAACCCAACACCUCAUCAUCCACCCGCGCCCGAUACGCGCCUCCAUGUCUCGCGAGCAACCGUGAUGCAUGCUACCCGCGCAUCAUCGAUUGGGCAGCUUCUACAUCGUCCUCGCCGUCUGCAAGCACUUCCCGUCACGCCACCAUGGCGAGCCACGUCUCAGCGGCAGUCGAUGCCGAAACUGCUUGUGACGCCGCAUAUCGGCCUCACUCACAAGCGGCACUUCAGAGCUGAGGCGCUCUAUCUACCACCGCUCGUCUUCACCGGCCUUCUGCUCACUCUGUGGACGCAAAAGUGUCUCGCAAUGAUCAUCUUCCAGAACAAGAUCAUUUACAUGCCAGGCCUGCCACCCAAUGCACGCAGGGAGCGCAUCCAAGACUACGCGAAGCAGUGCUGGGGCGUACAGUGGGAGGAGAAGAGGAUCCGCGCCGCCGAUGGGACGGAUCUAGCCCUCUGCGUGGCCUCGGCGACAUCGACUGGUAGGAGCAAGACCACGUCGCUCGACGAUACUCUAUCGGUGCCGUCCAUCUACAUCCUCUACUUUCAGGGAAACGCCUCGUCCAUUCCCCCACGGUUGCCCGACCUAUCGUGGGUCCUACAGUCAUUGCAGCAGAGCAAACGGCCUGCGCGAUACACAUUUGUGUGUUUAAGCUACCGUGGGUACUGGACGUCGAGGGGUCGUCCCUCCGAGAAGGGCAUCAACCUGGAUGCGCGGGCGGCUCUGCACUGGAUUGGGCGGGUGCACAGCGAGCACGCCGUCAAUGGGCACCAGCCCACGCCGGAGGUAAUACUCUGGGGUCAGAGCAUCGGCGCUGGGGUCGCCACGAACCUCGCCGCGUGGGAGGCGUUCCCGCCCACGUUGCGGCUACGGUCGCUCAUCCUCGAGACACCUUUCACGUCCGUCAAGGACAUGCUAGCGACGCUGUAUCCCCAGAAAUGGGUGCCGUACCGUCAUCUAUGGCCGUUUCUCCGAAAUCACCUGGACAGCUGGACGAACCUAGCCACGAUCGCCGGGAACUGGUCCGGGUCGAGGAUCUGUGAGAGGCCUCGCAUUACGAUAGUGGAAGCUGGCAGAGACGAGCUAGUGCCGGCCGAGCACGGCGCGAAGCUGGUCCGGCGCUGCGAGGAGGUCGGGCUCGAGGUAGAGAAGAAGACGGUGCAGGGCGCCUUCCACAACGAUGCCGUCAUCAGGCUAGAGGGACGCAGAGCCGUCGUCGACUGCAUUGAGCAGGUUGCUGCUAAAAUCUGAUGGACACUUGCAAUGACAUCAAGUGAGGUCUGUCAACGGAUAGCUAAGCAGUGGGUUCGCACGAAGCUGUCACGGUGACACUUCGAGCUGUAAAUGUUGGUCAUCCUGAAAUGGGCAAACUUGAUUGGCGAAUUGAAUGAGUACAUGGCACUGACGAGGGAGCCCUCGGCGUUCGAGUUCGGUUUGGAUGUCGGACUGGGAAGCUAGGAACCGCUCCCCGAGCCCCGGCAAACCGGUGCAAGGUUUAUUAGAGAGACGAGCGAUGGUCAGGGG